This is a messenger RNA of Orycteropus afer afer, 457 nucleotides long. NCBI's taxonomy places the organism in Eukaryota, Metazoa, Chordata, Mammalia, Tubulidentata, Orycteropodidae. The record is from RefSeq and is a predicted model, not a curated record.
CUGUUGGCUUCACCCAGAAAAGGGAUUUGUAUGGGGCUUCCUUGGACCAGUCUGUGCCAUCUUCUCUAUCAAUUUAGCUUUCUUUCUGAUGACUCUCUGCAUUUUGAAGAACAAGCUCUCCUCCCUCAACAGUGAUGUGUCUACCCUCCAGAACACAAGGAUGCUGACAUUUAAAGCAACAGCUCAGCUCUUCAUCCUGGGCUGCACCUGGUGCCUGGGCAUCUUACAGGUGGGCCCAGCUGCCCAGGUCAUGGCUUACCUCUUCACCAUCAUCAACAGCCUGCAGGGGGUCUUCAUCUUCCUGGUGUACUGCCUUCUCAGUCAGCAGGUCCGGGAGCAAUACAGGAAGUUAUUCAAAGGGAUCAGGAAACUGAGGACAGAAUCUGAGACAUACACGUUUUCAAGCAGGGUCAUGUCUGACGCCUCCAAACCCAGCGUGGUAAGAUCACUUGACUAA